Messenger RNA from Engraulis encrasicolus (European anchovy), 2786 nucleotides. Its product is annotated as synaptotagmin-4. The record is from RefSeq and is a predicted model, not a curated record. Gene Ontology annotation, biological process: calcium ion-regulated exocytosis of neurotransmitter; regulation of calcium ion-dependent exocytosis; regulation of dopamine secretion. Gene Ontology annotation, cellular component: axon; exocytic vesicle; synapse. Gene Ontology annotation, molecular function: clathrin binding; phosphatidylserine binding; SNARE binding. The transcript has 6 exons. The coding region runs from base 98 to 1801 and encodes 567 amino acids. Lineage: Eukaryota; Metazoa; Chordata; Actinopteri; Clupeiformes; Engraulidae.
GCCCGGACUGGUCGUGCAAAAAGAGUAGAUGGGAUGCAUUGACCACCGUUUUCAAACACUGACCGGCGCGAGCUUACCUUGAUUUAGCAUCGGAAAGAUGCCUUUGCAAAUGACAGCCCAUCUCCAGCUCCUGCUGGCUGUGGGCUCGGCCGUCCUCUGCUUCCUGCUCCUGCUCAGCUGCUUCCUGUGCUGGCGUCGCCGGUGCUCCCGUCUCCUUGGCGACAAGGAAGCCGCCCUCUCCUUCCCUCCCGUGUCCUCCGACCCCACUCUGGUCGCCCCGGCAACCCCAUGGCCCUCCAUCGGCCUGCUCCCCGUGCGGCAGCAGUACGAGGAGCUGGACGGAGACGUGAUGGAGUUCCCUUGCCCCUCCUCACACUCGCACUCGCCCUCGCCCUCUCCGUCGGCCUCCACAGCCAGUGCCUCCCCACCGUCCGAGGAAGGGCUGUCCGUCCCGGGCCUGGCCCAGAGACCUCGCUCCUCCUCAGACCUCCGGGACUCCUCCGUCACCUUGUCUCUGGCUCGCGCCUCUUGCUUCCCCCUGCGUCGCCUCAGUUCCCCGGCUGCCCCCUGCUCCCCUCUCCGCUCCCCCACCUCCUCCUCCUCGCCGUCCUCCUCCCACGGCCGCGCCUCGCUUCCCUGCAUCCCCAAGCUGGGCCUGGUGUCCCGCACCAAACGAGCUCUGGAGCGCCGUAGCUCGACGUCCAGCGAUGGAGGCACCAACCCCCUUGCUGACUCUGGUGAGAACAGUCGGCUAACCUGCCCACUGCCAUCUGCCGACACCCUCUCCACCUCCCCACAGCUCACCUACGGCUCCGGAUCCGUCUCAAGCUCCGGUUCCGGCUCCAGUCCUUCUGGGUCACUCCUCUCCGGCACCAGGUCCGGUUCCCUGCCCUCCAAGCCUGCCCCUCUCCUCCACUUCACCCUGCUCUUCUCAUCUUCCUCUGGGAUGCUGUGCGUCACCGUGCUGGGGAUUUCCGGCGUCUCCAGGAGGAUGGGAGGGGUGUUUGUGCGUGCGAGCCUGCCACCACUGUACCCUACCGCUCUCCAGGCCUCCACCCGGCGCCGUAGCCUGAGUCCCGAGUUCCAGAGCCAGAGUUUCCAGCUGGAGGUGGGGGAUGUGGAUGUGCUCCGGGGGAACCGGCUGAGGCUGGCUGCCUACUGCAGGGACUUCUCCGGGCUGAGGGAGACCCCGCUGGGGGAGCUGGAGCUGCCCUGUGCCGACCUGGACUGGGAGCCAGACACCACCAUCACCUGCACCAGGCAGAUGGAUACCACCAGUCAGGUCAAGAGGAGACUGAAAAAGAGUGUGAGUUCCCAGGAGUCUGUGGGGGGUCGGCGGGUGUCUGUGUGUGGCCCUCCUCGUGUCCUGGGCCAGCUCUUUGUCCUGCUCCAGUAUCAGACGGUGGCCCACCGCAUCAAGGUCAUGGUCCGCAAGGCAGAGAACCUGGCCAAGCUGACACGCAUGCCAGGGACACCAGAUCACUUCGUGGUCAUCAACCUGAGACAGGGCGGUAAAGUGAUCGCUACCAAGGAGACGAAGGGGGCAGCAGGACACAAUGCGGUUUGGAACGCGCCUUUCCUAUUUGACCUGCCAGCUGGGGACAUCUCCUCACUAUCACUCGUUCUGGAGUUCAUCAUUAUGCAGGGCCGACUGUACACCAAAAGCAGCGUGCUCGGCCGUGUUUUUAUUGGAUAUGAGGGUCCGGAGUCUGGAGUGGUCCACUGGAAAGAGAUGUGUGCUCGAGGUCAGGUGGAGACAGCUCGCUGGCACACCCUCCAGCCAGAGAUGCUACUCGAGUGACCUCACAGUGCACUGUCCAACCACAAGCUUUCUUAGAAUGACCUCACAGUAUCUCAUCCAAUCAAAGAUGCUGUAAGAACAUCUAACCGUUAUUUUCUUCAUAUGACCUGUGUCCUUCAAAACCAAUUGCACAUGGAGCAAGAAGACAGGAACAAAAAAAACUGUGUAGCCUACGUUCAGGACCAAAAGAUCUCCAACUUUAGGAUCUGUUGUGUUGAGUGUUCCUCACUGCCAAAUUUUCUACCACUAAGUAAAUACAUCCUCUCAUUUCCCUUUUCUUAAAACCAUCUGAGCAUUUCUGUAUUUGUGCUUGCUAUGUGUCACUGCCACUACGGACUGAAUAUGUGGUGGACAUGCCAUUUUAUGGAACUCUGGGGUUGUCUGUGAGGUCACGAAUAACAUUCCGUCGCUUUCAGUGUGCAGUGCUGGACAGAUUGUGUUUGUGUGAAGACAUUGUGACUUAUACAGUGUGUGUUGUUGCAGCCUGUGCAUCACGCAUAGUCAUUGCAUGGUUUUAUUCUGACAACCUCGAUGUGGUUCUUGAAGUUACAGUUCCCAUCUAUAACACUACAGAGGGAAACGCUACAGUACGCUCAUGAUAUAGACUGACACUGACAAGCAUGGCUUGUUGAAUAGAUUAAGCUAAUAUAUGCGUGUUGGUAUGUCUCUCUCUCUUUCUCUCUCUCUCUCUCUCUCUCUCUCUCUCUCUCUCUCUCUCUCACACACACACACACACACACGUGCACACACACAUGUGUCCACCUUUCCAUCACAGUGUACCAAACAAUCAGUCUUACAGUACUUAUCUGAUAAUAUGUUUUAACGAGGUGCGAUAGAAACGCCACUGUGUUAUCACCGUCUACACUGUUAAUCAAGGUGGAAUGCCGACAUGAAGACUUUUUUUUGUUUAUUUAUGGACUGUGUUGUACAACUUGUUCUCAACUGUUUGAUGCAGUGAUAGUGAAAAUAAAAGUAGUGAACCUUA